UAGAAGCAGCAGCAGCAACAACAACAACAGGUACACAUGCGGCAUUUAAUCAUGACCCCAACGUCGCUGUCGAUGUCGACGCCAACGCUCUCUUCGCUGCAUCAUCAGCGCAUGUCGCAGUCGCAGUCGCAGCUGACGCUUCAGUCGCAGUCACCGUCACCGUUGACGCCGCAUUCGGCGUCCCCAUCAUUUUUCGGCAUCUCCGGCACCUCCCCGCACUUCCCGGCCAACUAUGAGCGCAGCGAAAAAAUUAAACUCAAAAGAGUCUUGGGACUGACUGUUUGCAGCAAUGCGGCACUCGAUGUGUCGCCUGUCAGCGGCCUGCUGGCCUAUCCAGCGGGAUGCACUGUGGUCCUGUUCAAUGCCAAGCGUCACACACAGGCCUAUCUGGUCAAUACCUCCCGCAAAGCAUUCACAUCCGUGGCCUUCUCGCGCUGCGGCCGUUACGUGGCCACAGGCGAGUGCGGCAUCAAUCCCGCCAUUAAAGUUUGGGAACUGGAGACGCCCAAUGGCAAUCUGGAAAACUGCAGUGGCGGCAGCGUCGUUGCCGAGUUCGUGGAUCACAAAUACGCCGUUACCUGUGUGGCAUUUUCGCCCACGGGCAAGUACCUGGUGUCGGUGGGCUCCCAGCACGACAUGAUUGUCAACGUGUUUGACUGGCGCGCCAAUCUUAAAAUGGCCUCCAACAAGAUAAGCUCCAAGGUGGCGGCCGUUUGCUUCUCUGAAGAUGGAAGUUACUUUGUCACAGUGGGCAAUCGUCAUGUCAAAUAUUGGUACUUAGAGGGUGGACGCAAGUACAAAGAUCCGAUCCCGCUUAUGGGCCGCAGCGCCAUUCUGGGCGAUCUUCGCGACAAUGACUUUUGCGCCGUCGCCUGCGGCAAGGGCAUCUGCUCAGAAAGCACCUACGCCAUCACACGGCAGGGACACCUGGUGGAGUUCAGCUCGCGGCGAUUGCUCGACAAGUGGGUGCAAUGCCGCACCAGCAACGCCAAUUGCAUUUGCGUCAACGAACGGUUUAUACUUGUCGGCUGUGCCGAGUCCAUCAUACGCAUCUUUAAUGCAGCCACCUUGGAGUACGUGACGACCCUGCCGAGAACACAUUAUCUAGGCGUAGAUGUGUCCCAGGGUAUUCAGAUCAACCACAUUAUGUCUGUGCCCCAGCAGGCCAAGUUUCCCGAUUGUAUUGCCAUGGUUUUUGACGAGCAGCGUUCCAAGGUCAGCUGCGUCUACAACGAUCACUCGCUGUACAUCUGGGAUCUGCGCGACAUAACGCGCGUCGGUAAAUCACACUCAUUCCUGUAUCACUCCACGUGCAUUUGGGGCGUGGAGACUGUGCCAUAUAACGUGGAGCGCGAAGCCUCGCAGACGUUGCCGGAGGACUGUUUUGUUACCUGCUCGUCGGACGACACGAUACGCGUGUGGGGCCUAGAAAGUUGUGCCAACAAUGAGAUAUAUCGCAAGAAUAUAUAUUCCAAAGAGCUACUCAAGAUCAUCUACAGCGACGAGGAUUUGCAGUACAUCAAGGACCAGGGCUCAUCGCUCUUCGACAAGGCCGGCAACUCAAGCUACGACGGCCGCAACGGCGUGCGCUGCAUCAAAAUCAGUCCAGAGCUACAGCAUCUGGCUAGCGGCGAUCGCUGUGGCAACAUACGCGUCUACAGUCUGGUCAACCUCAAGCUGCUGACCACCAUAGAGGCGCACGAGUCCGAAGUGCUCUGCCUGGAGUACUCCAAUGAGAAGAUUGAACGCAAACUGCUCGCAAGCGCCAGUCGCGACCGGCUUAUUCACGUGUUUGACGUCUCGCAGAACUACCUGCUGCUGCAGACCUUAGAUGAUCACAGCUCCUCCAUCACUUCCAUUAAAUUUGUGGGAGCUGGACUCAACUUUCAGAUGAUAAGCUGCGGUGCAGACAAGUCUAUUAUGUUUAGAAGCUUUCAGGGUAACAUCUUUAUGCGCGGCACAAACACCUCUGGCAAGACAACGCUCUACGACAUGGAGGUAGACUCAAACGCCAAGCACAUUCUGACCGCGUGCCAGGACCGUAAUGUUCGUGUCUACGGCACUCAGAACGCAAAGCAAACCAAAACCUUUAAAGGCUCCCACUCGGACGAGGGUAGCCUGAUUAAACUAAGCCUGGAUCCGAGCGGUAUUUACGUGGCCACCUCCUGCACGGACAAGACGCUCGCCGUCUACGAUUACUACUCCAGCGAGUGCAUGGCGCGCAUGUACGGGCACAGCGAGCUGGUCACGGGCCUCAAGUUCACCAACGACUGCCGGCACCUCAUCUCGGCCAGCGGCGACGGCUGCAUAUUCAUCUGGCAGGUGCCGCACGACAUGAUUGUCACCAUGCAGGCGCGCAUGUCCCAGCAGCGUCUGCGCUCCGGCAUUGCUCCGCUGCAGCGACCACUGGCGCCUAUUUCGCCGCCAGAUGCUAUCGUGGUCGAGUCUCCGAACAGCGAGCUGGAGCACGCGCAGCUAGCUCCCAAGUUCGCAGUAGCUGAAGAGACGCAGCCCAAUCGCCAUGCCUACAGGCUGUCCGACGUGGGCCAGCUGCCGCAGUGGGCCAUGCGCAAGGCGGCAGAAUCGGAGAGCGGCGCGCUGUCCAUACCAACGCCUGUUGUUGGCGGCUUGUCGGCUGCGACAAUUCAUGCGGCGUCAUCCAUGGGCAACCUUAGCUCAUCGCCCAGUCAACAGUUGGGCGUGGCAGCGCCACGCGCUCGUGGACGCUGGGCACAGCGCAGCAGUCAACUGGAGUCGGAGGAUCUGCGCUCGAAUUCCGAGAGUCCGUUGGGCACAGUCUCUUCCGUGGUCGGCCAUAAUUUACAAACCUCCGACUACAAUAGCGCUUCCUCCAAGGACAUCAUGUACAAUCAGACGUACCUGAGCGAGGACUCGUCCAUUGACUCGGGCAUGGAGACGCGACGGGAUCUUAAGUUUGUUGGCAGCAACAACACUGGCACCAUCUCCAACAUCUCAGCCACUACCUCCUGCACAAAUGCUCCUGCGGCUCCUGGCGUUGGUCAACAGCGAUUGCUCCUCGACAAACGCAAGCCCGGAAUGCGCUUCGACACGCACACUCACGAUCACGACGGCGAUGUUGAGGAUAUCUCGGAUGGCGAACGAACCAGCUCUGAUCACGGCAUGUUCUACAACAAUCUGGCACCCAGCACGCCAACCGACUUCAAGGUGACCGCCAUGAACGAGGAGGAGCUGCGAAAAUCGGUGCGCCGCCAGAAAUUUGAAAAGUCCGGCCUUCAAUUGGCCACAGCCAGUGGCAACGGCAGCUCCCACACGGCCAGCACCGGAACUGGAACCGGAACAUCGGACACCGAGGACGAGGGCUCGACGCCCAGUGCUGAAAAUGCCGAGCGCUCGUUGGCCUCAACUCUGGGCGGCAGCUCCGAGAACUUGCCACAGAGCAGCAAUAGCUUUCUGCAUGCGGCACUGCCAGAAGGCCCUGGAAUGUUGUUGGAGCGCGGCACAAGCAGCCGUCGCAGCAUCAGCGCCAAGCACAACACGGAGAACGGCAAGGGCGUGUCAGCGGCGCCGACCAUCACGAAGUCAUAUACAAGCACCAAGAAAGAGGAGUUACUCCAGGUCAUCAACAAGGUCAAGCAGCAGCUGGAGAAUGGCACGCACAAAAAUGGUAUUAAAAAAUUAAAUACCAUAGCCGAGGUCGGCCAUAGACCCCUGCGAGGCAGCCAUAGCAUUUCGGAUCUAAGUCUUGCGGGAAACUUUGAUGGAUCGCGCAAUUCCGGCCCGAUGCGCUACACGAAGCCAGCUGAUUCCCACGAUACUUCACAGUACAUUAGGUCCACAAGCUCAUCCACUGCAAACGCAUCGCCUCAGCAGCUUCCGCUUCCGCCUCCACAACAACAACAACAACAACACGCUCAGCAUUAUGGCUGCUCUGUGCAGCACUUCUUUAACAGCGCCGCUUCCAAGUCGAAACUACAACAGAACUUUCAAACCAUGCGUCAAGUGCAGCAACAUUAUCCGCCCUAUCCGCAUCACGUGGGCGUGCAUCAGAUACACCCGCCACCGGGCGUUCCAUUUGGCCACAACAAUGCCGCCUACGUGUCCGCCAGCUCGGCAGCAGCGAGACAGGGCACAGCGAAAACAACGCCACGGCGCAAUCCGGCGGGAAACAAUCGGCGUACCCCGAGCAUUCUUAAGCAUUACAAAUCGUGUCCAGUCUCGCCUGUUCACGAAGAGGUGGAGUGGUCGGCAGAAGCGGAGCGAGUCGCACCCGCCGAACCCAAGCGACAUUCGGUGUACGCGGACGACGCACGCACAAUUCUGGACAUGAUUCACGCGGACACCGAAAAGAUGAUUGACGAAAUAACGCGCAAGUACGGUGAUCUUGAUGAACCGUCCAGAUAUGCUGUUCUGCCCGCUUCCUGCUCCGUGCCGGCCAAUCUGCGCGCCUUGGACUCCACCAGCGAGUCCACGCCAGCGGCGACUCCACCACGCGCCCAAUACUAUGUCUACCGCGAAAUCUAUCAGUGCGAGCGGAAAGUGUCGCUGUCGGAUAUUCUAAAGCCAGAGCAGUUUACUGAGACGCAACAGCGCCUGGAGGAGGCGCGCUUCCUGGAGACACAGCGCCACUCCAGUGCCAGCUUCUUUCUGAGCAGCUCCGGCCAGCUGCCGCACGAGCACAGCCAGGAGUCGCUGCUCUCCGAUGGCGGCAGCUACUGCAACAGUCUCGAGAGCGUGCUCUCCGACGAAAGCGACUGCAAGAGUGCACCCCUUGAGCCCGCUCUAGACCAGCAGCGGCCCUUGCAGGCGAUGCAGUGCCACGCUGGCAUACGCAACUUUAUUCUGCACGGUCCCGUCUCCAAGUCGUAUGGCAACAGUCCCAAUGCCUACGGCAGCUUUGACUACUACAUGCACCAGCAAACGGCCGCUACAGCGGCGGCUACUUACGACAGCUUCGAUGUCACCGGCUACAACCUGAAGCCGCUGAAGCCGCUGCCCAGCUCCAAGACAUUCCCUCGCCUUGCCUCGGUCGCAACAGGAACUGGCGCCGUGGAGCACAUUCCCACAAUGCGAUCUAAGAACAAGCAAUACAAUUCCGGAGUCAAUAAGAGUCUCAGCACUGACUUUGCCCAACAGCGGCAGCAGCGCAACUCAAAUCCCCUGUCUCAGUCCCACUCGCAGCCCAGUCGCUAUGCCCCAGCCCCAGCCCCAUCGCAAUCCCAAUCCCGAUCCCAACCACCUGCACGUCCCAAUAGCCAGCUGCUGUUUGUGCGCAAGCAACUCAAGCCGAAGCCUCCCAUACCAGCGAAACCACACAAUCUGGUGUCCACGCUCACAUGCAACGUUGAGAAGAGCCAGCCUUGCGUGGGCACCUCCAGGACGGCCACGGUGGUGCGCCAGUUCGAGCACAAUCUGCUCAAGUUUGAGCGCGAGAAACAGCGCACACAGCAUCGUCCGCUGCCCGCGAUGAGGUACUCGGUGAGCAGCGGCGCAUUGGCCACGCCCAGCUGCCUGAAGAAGGUGUCGCGCUUCGACACCAGCGAGAGCAGCCGACGCGCCACCAGCGUGCGCCAGAAAUCACGGCCCAAGAUCAGCGUCCGUUUCAAUACCGUAUCGCAAAUAAAGUACACGCCCAGCGCAAAGCGGGAGCGCGCCGGCCUCAACGGUGUCAACAGCAAUGAAAUUGAAUCGGAGGCGCUGGAGGCGCCGCUCGUGGGCAGUCUGCCCAGCGACUAUGGUGGCGAACGCAGCUUCGAGAUGUACUUCGCAGAGAACGGCAAUGCGCCGGAGAAUUUGGAGAAUAUGGAGAAUAUGCAAAGCUUGAAGCUGUACAAGAAGCCCCAACUACAGGCGGUCGUCGAUGAUAUUCAACAGGAGCGCGCCAAGCACAAAAAGAACAUGGACAAUGUGGUGCGCUCCGGUGGCAAUUCCACCAGUCACCAGUGCCAGAACAUUGCCAAGAAGAUAGACAUCAUUGAGAAGCUAAUCGCCAUGGAGGAGCGCAAAAUAGAGCAGAUACGAAAGGCCACGGAGACCCGACUGCGUCCCUUUGCCUGCAAUUCGAAGCAAAAGGGCUACGUGAAGAGUCUGACCAUGAACUUUGACAUGCUGGCGCGUGCCCAGGACCAGCAUCAUCUGCAGCUCGGCGAGCAUAUGCCCGCCACCGAUGCGGAUCUGUGUGCCUAUGCGCGUCACAUACGCAGGAACUGCAGCCUGCCGGACGUGCUGGAGAGCUCCGACUUUGGCUAUCAUCGCGCCCACGGCAACGGAAACGACGUGGAGCUGGCCAAGGAAGUGAUUGCCGAUGAUGACGCGACGGCAAGCACUCAACGAUGUGGCCAUCUUGACUCCGACAGUGAGCAAAUGGACACCGCGAAAUCGAAUGCUGACGAUCCUCAGGGGCGGCUGCUGCACGGGCUGCCCGUCGAGCAUCCACAAGGUAAUCCCAAGUUGAUCAAUCCCAUCCCCAUUGAGGAGUCGUCGAUUCGUCGCGCCUGCUCGCUGAGUGAUCUGCAUAUGGGAAACUUUGGCAAGCCCAGCAAGUCCAAUGGCACGCCUCAAAAGCCCACGGCCCAGCAUCGAAACGGCAACAUCGCUCGAUCGGCCAGCAAACGCAACAGUCUGCAGGGAAAAUCCGGCCUGGGCGCCUCCAGCAACUCCAUGAACGUGCUCAAUCAGGUCAGUGACUCGGAGACGGAAGACAUCAAUCGAUUGCGCAGUGCCAACAACGGACAAGGUCGCAACAAUGGAGCUGUUGCCGCCUCUCGACAAUACGGCAACAAAAUCACGAACGCCAACAGCAAUCGACGCAAAGCGCCCAACUUCAACAGUGGCACAGCCCUGCAAGAUGACUCCAGUUCGGAGGAAACACCCAACAUCGCCGCCGGCAAUAAGCCUGUCGUGCCGCCCAGGCCUCGAAAUUUGGGAUUCGAUCACAAGAGCAAACUGAACAGCAAUACUCCAGCCACUGCAGCCAAGCAGAGGGCCGGCGGACUUGAUGACUACGAGUCCGCUGAUUCCGAGGCGCAGGUGCACAAUGUGAUCAACAAGCUUUACACGACUACGCAGACUGCAAUGCAGCUGCACGCGAAUCUGAAGAACUCGUUGUUACUAAAGGAACUGGAAAAUGCUGUGAUUAUGUCUCGCAAUAUGCUUGGCAGUAUAACUCACAAUCGGCAAACUGAUAAAGCGCCCUCGAGCCAAAGCUACAAUCAUAGCGGGGGAGGAGCUGAGAUCGGAGACGGGCUCAGUCGUGAGCAGAUAUCAGCCACUGGCAAUCUGGAGAAUGGCCAAUACCUUAUGAUGGUCAAUAACUGUGCCGAUCUGCUAAGCAAUUUACGCACCAAGCACAAACCCGACGACUGUGAGAAUAACUCCUAGUGUGUAGCGCUUAUACUACUUGUUAGGUUAACAAUAAAUGGCAACUAAAUGGGCUAAAACAAACUAAUAUUUAUUAAAUCUAAUUAUCUAAAUCACUAAACCGGCAAAUGGCAGAGAUCAGCAACAAAACUAAAAUCAGAUCUAACUUAUUUCUAAUUGAUAUCCAUAAUAGUUAUUGUAAAGAUUUAAUUUGUUUUUAGUCAAGCUUUGUAGCUCUUAAGUAUUUGCGUAUUUGUGAGCGUGCAUUUCUUUAACUUUUUCUUUUUUUUUCUUUUGCCUUGGCCUUUAUUUAUAGAAAAUUCACUUUUGUAAAGUUUGAAUUGAAUUCUUAGCGCUUUAAGGUUAAUAAGCAAUUUAUAUUUGUUAAGUGUUAUCUUAGUUACGUUCGUCUAAAACGGAUGCCAGGCGUGUCAGAAUUGUAAAGAACGCCGAACAUUCUGUAUGUUUACUUUUUGUUUUUUUUUUCUCUUCCAUGUUUACAAUUUAGUCAUGGGACUAACCCAUGCCGAAAGGCAAAAACCAUCGGAUUAUUGAAAAGUGUUAGCAAGAAAAUGCAAAUGUUGUAUGCCAAUAUUUUGCAACUCUUUAUUUUAUAAACAAGCAUACAAACAUACAUAUAUAUAUAUAUACAAUGAUCAAGUGCUUCUAAUCGGCGGAUAAUGGCAAAAUUAUGGUCAAAUUUACAUAAUUCAAUUCUAAAGCACUAUUUUCUGUAAAUUAGAAGUUCAUUAUUUGAUUGUAUUUCAAGCACCUAUACCUAAGCAUUGACACUAAAUUUAUAAAAAUAUAAUUACACUCUACAUUACAAUAAUUUACAACUAAACAAAAUGUAUUAAAAUUAACUUAACCUAGAACAAAACCUAAAAUGAUUAUUUAUCUCCACAUAUGCUACUCACUCUAAAACUAUAGAUUUGUAAUUUGAUCGAAAGUAAUACAAAAGUAUAAUUUUUAAAAAUAUUAACUUUCUAUUUUUAUCGUUCUUCUUUUAACUACUAAAAUUCCACACUCCAGGCACUGUGUAAAUUCAAUUUUACAUUUAUCUUUCAAGUUUGCUUAGGGGCUUAACAGAUCUAAAGAAUGGCCUCGAUCCAUGCCGAAAAUAUCACAUUUGGUAUAUAUGUGUGCACAUAUACUACAUAUAAAGUGUAUUUUGUAUGAUGGGUUGCGGCAAAACCUAACAAUAUUUUAAUUCGUUAAAUCGUAAGCAAACUAAUAUGAACUAAGAAUAAAAGCGAAACUUUUAAUUGUGAGACUAUAAAAUAUAAUAAACUAGCGGGUAUUUCCCGGCCUUGCCCGUGGCA
This is a messenger RNA of Drosophila novamexicana, 8660 nucleotides long. RefSeq names its product mitogen-activated protein kinase-binding protein 1 (gene Wdr62). The coding region runs from base 37 to 7359 and encodes 2440 amino acids. Gene Ontology annotation, molecular function: protein binding. Lineage: Eukaryota; Metazoa; Arthropoda; Insecta; Diptera; Drosophilidae. The transcript has 19 exons. Gene Ontology annotation, cellular component: mitotic spindle. Gene Ontology annotation, biological process: regulation of mitotic cell cycle; mitotic spindle organization. The record is from RefSeq and is a predicted model, not a curated record.